UCCUCUGAAGUCAUCAUGGUGUCACAGCUGCUGGGAGGAAGUGGACGGAGGAGAGGGUACAGCUUGGGACAAGACCAGUUCACACAGGGCCUGUCUCGCCCCGCUGCACAUAUGGAUGAGGGGUGGAGUCUGUGUGUCCUCUACCUGCAGCAGCAGGGGCGGGGCCCACGUUCUCUGCUCGGGCAUCUGAGGAGAGCAAGGCACGGUUUCCGCCUGGCUCCUCCCACACCGCCCUCCCCAGCUGCCCACCGCUCUGCCUCCGGCCUGCCUGCCGCCCGUGCUCCCUCCAUGCAGAGGCCGAGCAGCGGUCCUAAGAGAACCCUUCUGGAUGGCAGGACGCUCCCAGGGCCAGCCCCAUCCGCACCCCCUUGGCAAAGCGGAUCAGGCCCCCUCUCGCCGGCUGAGCAGGGCGUCUGUCAUCUGUCGUCAUCCUGGAUUGGCCGGCAGGAAGAGGAGCAGGACUCAGAUGCUGACAAGGGCCCGGCCCCAGCAGAGCCAGAGGAUGAGGAAGGAGAGGCCUUCUCCUUUAAAUACAGCCCCGGGCAGCUGAGGGGGAACCAGUACAAGAAGAUGAUGACCAAAGAAGAACUGGAGGAGGAGCAGAGAGUUCAGAAAGAGCAGCUGGCUGCCAUCUUCAAGCUCAUGAAGGACAACAAGGAGACGUUUGGCGAGCUGUCCGACGGCGACGUGCAGGAGCAGCUCCGGCUCUAUGACAUGUAGGCCUGGCGCCUGGCGAGACCCCACACAGGACGGCCUGACUGCAGGGCCAGGACUCGGUCCUGACUCUGGGCCCAAGUGCUUUGUGAUUUCCAGACUUUUGCGGGCUUAACUUUAUCUCAUAAAUAUAGAUGUAGGUUACCUACAAUUUUGCUCAA
Messenger RNA from Chinchilla lanigera (long-tailed chinchilla), 875 nucleotides. It is a transcript of the gene Mxra7, whose product is annotated as matrix-remodelling associated 7. The coding region runs from base 16 to 720 and encodes 234 amino acids. NCBI's taxonomy places the organism in Eukaryota, Metazoa, Chordata, Mammalia, Rodentia, Chinchillidae. The transcript is spliced from 4 exons. The record is from RefSeq and is a predicted model, not a curated record.